This is a messenger RNA of Schizophyllum commune H4-8, 1975 nucleotides long. RefSeq lists its product as uncharacterized. NCBI's taxonomy places the organism in Eukaryota, Fungi, Basidiomycota, Agaricomycetes, Agaricales, Schizophyllaceae. Bases 94 to 1734 code for a protein of 546 amino acids. The record is from RefSeq and is a predicted model, not a curated record. The transcript has a single exon.
CUUGCCUCCGUCCACGUGCGAGCCUCCGAACGAACUGCCAGCUGUUGAGCGCGCCUCGACCCGCCUGCACGUAAAGGGGACAGACUCUGCUCUAUGACUCCCACAUUCUCUUACACUCGUCCACAAAUUGUGCACCCCUCGCCGUGCGACCGCGAAGUGCCAGUCGUCGACGCCGCUUCGGGACACUCAUUGAAUCCCGCGAACCUGACGACUUACCUGCGCUCGAGCUAUGUUCCUUCCGACCUGGACAACACCGCGAUUCAUGGUAUACUACCAGUCAUGGAGAGCGAUGUAGCCUUCUACGAUGACCACAUCCAACGCAUGGAGGAAACAUUGCUCAACUUUCGACGUCGUCGAGAGGAGACGAAGACCGGCAUCGCGCAGUUGCGUGCCCUCGUGGCGCCUGUGCGUCGACUCCCAAACGAGCUCCUGGGCAUGAUCUGCACAUGCUCUCUUCCGGACGACUGGUUUACUGCCGACAGCGGUAGUCGCCGAUUCGGAUUCGCGCAGGUCUGCCAUGCCUGGCGCGAAUUCGCGCUCUCCGAACACUGGAUCUGGGCCCGUAUCAGCGUUGGCUUGCGCGACUCGGAGAAGCCCCCGUAUGUGGACGGCGGAUGGAAGGAAAUUGUGGAUACUUUCUUGCAGCGCUCUGGCACGCAUCUGCUAAAGCUGAAAGUGUGGCCAGCGCGCGACCGUGCGCUACCCCCUGAAAAAGGCUUCGAUGCACAGGCGAUAUGGGAAAUUGCAUCAGAGAACGCCUAUCGACUCCAAGCGCUCCACAUACGCUUUCAGACAAAGCCAGAUGUAUAUCAUCUACCGCCCGCUCUACCUGUGCUCACGACCCUGUAUGUGGGCCGUUCGUACGUCGGACCGAAUACAGCAGACGCGCUGCCUUUUCGGAAGAUUGCGCCGGCUUUGACGACGCUCGGGGUGUAUCGCUUUCCCCUCUGGCUCCUCGACGUCGACUGGAACAAUUUGCGCGCGCUCAUCAUGCCGGUGAGCGUCGCCGACUUCGAGGACACCAUUCCGCUGCUCAGGAAAUGCGGGCGUCUGGAGCACUUGGAAAUUGGCUUAGAUCUCAUCGGUGGGCAGGACCAGAUGUAUAUCUGGAACGACGGCUCCGACGUUGAGCUGCCUUUCUUGCGGAAGCUCGAGACCGUGGGGUCGGGUCUGAGACUCUUACCCUUCUUCAACGCACCCUUGCUAAAUGUUAUCUACGCCGAUCUACUUCUCGACCCUUUCUCGGCUCCUGGUAAUCGCGCCCUCGCAAGGGAAGGUCGUACGCAUCCUGCGGUAGAGUUCCUCACGUUCAAGGACAUCACAGGCAUCGGUUCGGAUCUCUCACCGCUUGUGCGUGGCUUCCCUCUCGUGCGAUCUCUGCGUACGGUGCAGACUAGUUAUGGCUGGCCCAUACGUCCCGAGCUUCUAAAGGCCUUGGAGGUCUCUGAAACCGGGCCCGUCCUCCUCCCAUCUCUCGUCGAACUCGAUAUCGAGGCGAGUAAACCGAAUAGCGAGAGGUGGAACAGGCGAUGGCACGAGGAGGUCAUUGAGCGCGCGGUGGGGUCUCGGGUCCGGAUCCCAGCCGGGGUCAGCGCGCCUAAACUCCAGCGCUUGCGCGUCUGGAUCCCGGACGCGACAUUCACGGACGCAUUCAUCGACUUUCUGCUGGGGCUGCAGGACGACGGGGUGAAGGUUGCAUUCAUGGACAAGCGGCAGAUAUUCAAUACUCCAUGACGGAGAGGACAGGCGUAGAUGGCUAUCGUGUGGGCUUCACUCUCAUAUUACCAGUCGUGGAUGUGGGCAGUCAGUGAUCGGUGAAGGCGAAGAGGCGGGGAUAGAACGGUACGAAGAUUUUGUUGAAUGCUCCUCGUGCACACGAACAAUGCAUGCCAUGCGGACUUGGCUAUGCAGACCUAGGCAUCUUGAGCUUCUGGGUACUCAGGCUCUGCUAGGCGCGGGUAGCAUGAUUUCUCGC